Molecule: messenger RNA, 2597 nt
Organism: Macroventuria anomochaeta
Lineage: Eukaryota; Fungi; Ascomycota; Dothideomycetes; Pleosporales; Didymellaceae
Product: dipeptidyl-peptidase-like protein V precursor
Exons: 3
Coding region: 213-2420 (735 amino acids)
Biological process (GO): proteolysis
Molecular function (GO): serine-type endopeptidase activity
Source: RefSeq, a predicted model, not a curated record
UCUACAUGGUUCAAGAUGUGGUGCUAUCGCACAACUCCAGCAUGGCAGGGAUAUGACAACCUCGCUGCGUCGAUUAGCUCCUUCCACGCAUCACCAGCCUCGUUCUUUACUGUCCUUUCAACGCCGUCUCCAUUCUGUAUCUACUUCUUCAGAACACGAGACUAACAACAUGUAGGCACUCAUCCCGCGUUUACAUAUUCCUUAUACUCAACAUGACGAUCAGGGCCGCCAAGUUCACACCCAAGGUGCUCCUCAGCGCACCGCGCAGGUCCGAGGGCAUUCCCAACUCGGAUGCAUCGAAAGUACUGUACAGUGUGUCAACGUAUAGCUUCGAAGAGCAUGCCAAGAAAUCAGAAAUCCGGGUCCUCGAUGUAGCCAGUCAGCAGACCAGCCUGGUCACAGAUGACAAGACUGCGAGCGAACCCACCUGGAUCGAUGAUGACAACAUCCUCAUGCUGAACUCUGGUGAUGACGGCGUUACCACUGUGCUAGUCGGAAAGGCAGACAACUUUGACAACGACAACUACACAGCUGGCACGAUUGAAGGUCCGGUUGGCGACCUCAAGACUUACAGACUCAGUGAUGAUGAGAUUGCAUUCGCUGUGUCUGGCAAAGCAAAGCCGGAUGGCUCUUUCUACAACCCUGAGAAGGCAGAGAAGCCACAUACAUCGGGCAGGCUCUAUGGGUCGAUGUUCGUCCGGCAUUGGGAUCACUACGUAACGGAGAACAGGAACGCCAUCUGGCUUGGAAAACUGACAAGGAAGAAUAGCAAGUUUGAGUUGUCAAAGCUGAAAAAUGCUUUGAAGGGCUCCAAGCUCGAGAGUCCCAUCGACCCAUUUGGCGGGAAAGAUCACUUCGACAUCUCCAAACAUGGUCUGGUGUUCACCGCCAAGGAUCCUAAUCUCAACCCUGCACUCCACACGAGAACUCAUAUCUAUGUCUCUGCGCGCGCCGCUCCAGGAUUCUGGAAUCAUCUCGAUGACUGGUCUGAAGACACACCCGAGAUCCAGAAGAUAGAGCUGGCGAAGACUCACGGCUUCGAGGGCGCGUGCACAAGCCCGGUCUGGUCUAAUUCAGGAGAAAUGAUUGCGUUCUUGGCAAUGAGAACUGACGGGUACGAGUCGGACAAGAACCAGCCUUUCAUCAUCCAUGACUACAGCAAACUGGGGAACCCGCCAACUCUGCUUUACGCGUCGAAAGACGGCAAGGGGAAGUGGGAUAGAAGCCCCCAGUCCAUCUCUUGGAGCCCAGAUGACUGGCAUCUGUACUUCACAGCCGAAGAUCAUGGGCGUGGGAACCUCUUCCAUGCCGGACCUCCCAAGCGUCCUGGUGAAGAUUCGCCUCUGCCAACGGUCCUCGUCGAAGGCGGGAACGUUGCAGAUGUCAAGGUGCUGAAGUCUGGAAACCUCUUCAUCAGCUCGAACAGCUUGAUCGAAAACAGUCUGUAUUCCUUCGUACCUGUGGGCGACCACAAGAACCACGAGAACACCUACACACUUCCCACCUCCGAUAGCUCGUCUGGCUCAGAGUUCAACACCCUCACCACCCAAUACAUCUCCUCCAACACCCGCUCAGGCUCCAUGUUCGGCCUCUCUCGCUCUCAAAUCAGUGAGAUCCACUGGAAGGGCGCCGCACACAAUACAUCGGUUCAUGCAUGGGUCGUGAAGCCCUCCAACUUCUCCUCCGACAAAACAUACCCUCUCGCAUACCUUAUCCACGGCGGACCCCAAGGCGCAUGGGAGGACUCCUGGAGCACGCGCUGGAACCCUGCCGUCUUCGCCGAACAAGGCUACGUCGUUAUCUGUCCCAACCCCACCGGCAGCACCAGCUACGGGCAAGCCUUCACCGACGCAAUCCAAGGCCAAUGGGGCGGGCUUCCCUACCAAGACCUUGCGCUAGGCUUCGACUGGAUCAAGCACAACCUCUCAUACGUUGACACCAAGCGCGCAGUCGCCCUCGGAGCGAGUUACGGCGGCUACAUGAUGAACUGGAUCCAGGGCCGCCCGCUGGGCCGCCACUUCAAGGCGCUGGUAACCCACGACGGAGUGUUCAGUAUGGCGAGCCAGAUGUCAUCUGAAGAACUAUACUUCCCUUUCCACGACCUCAAGGGCGCACCGUGGAAGAAUCGCGAGGGCUGGGAGAAGUGGGAUCCGUCCAAGUACACUGAGCAUUGGCAGACACCGCAGCUUAUCAUCCAUAGUGAGCUGGAUUAUAGGCUGUUGAUUGGCGAGGGGUUGGCGGCGUUCCACACGCUGCAGACUCGGGGCGUGGAGAGCCAGUUCUUGACGUUCCCGGAUGAGAAUCAUUGGGUGCUUAAGCCGGAGAACAGUCUGUUGUGGCAUGAGACGGUGUUCAACUUCAUUAACCCUAAGGUGGGGCUGAAGCCGCUUACGGGAGGAGAGGCUUACGAGGAGGAGUAGGACGGUGCUUGCGCGCGACAAUAUCUUUGAGAUUUCGACUUUUCUAGCAAGCAUUUCGUUGCAAUGAAUCGUCAUCUACGCUCGUGGGCGCCAUAAGCCGCAGCUACAUUCACGCAGCGCGAGCUCACAAUCAUAGAAUACUGCUUUGCCUUUGGCAGUUUCGUCACGUGCCAGUAG